AUGGAUCUUAUUCCUAGAACUUCAACCUUGAAGCGGGACAUGGCUUGUGUCCCCUGCAAGAAGAGCAAGAUCAAGUGUGACUCCGGGCGCCCCUGUCGACGAUGUUUACUCAAAGGAAUACCGGAAGAAUGUGUAAAUCAGCCAUCGGUUCCGGCCGAAAUCGUUCCAGGAAUAGUGAAGGCCCCGGCAUGCGAGCGCUGCCAUAGAUUGAAGGCCAAGUGCGAUGGUCUUCGACCGUGCAUGCGGUGCAUGCAGCAAAAUGUGGGUGUGGAAUGUAGAGACAGGGAGAAGAACCGAGACUACAGCAGUCAGCCUUCAAUUCUGUUCGAUCUGAGCAGUUCUUCCUCAGAUGACCUUGGGGAGAUCGAACGACCCAUUGAGUUUUCUUACGAUCCCUUUGAGCGCACGGAUAUAUCAGCCGGGUUCUCAGGACGUUACUCCUCGUUCCUUCCCAAUCUCCUUAGGAUUGUUUGGGAAAAUCAAGGCGUGUCGGUCGCUGGAGCGGAGAAAAUAUACACGAACCUUCCGACCAGCGUCCAGAAAAAUUUACAUCUGUACCUUGGAGCUUUGGAAUAUGUACUUGAUAGGUCGAGGGGAGAGCAAGGUAACGCGCAUACCAUUGUUCCUGUUCGACUGGAUGGUUGGCAAAAGUCUGUACGGUGCGGGUUUCAAGCAAUCGCCAUGGACUCGAGCACAAGCAAGUGGGCAACAUGUGCUGUCAACGAGUGGCUGGCGGAGUUUGCAGGUGUACACAGAGAAGAGAUGCUAGCGCGCAUGGCGAACCAGAACAUGCAGCUUGCUUCGACAGAGCUGCGACAGCUCUGCGGUCACCUGAUGUUCUUGAUCCACAUGUCGCAGUAUGCAUUGGGGAACAAGAAGGUGAAUUGCAGCGACAAGACCUACUUUUACUCGAGAUGGAACAAGAACUUUGCGAUUGAUGAGAACCCGGAGGGAGUCCUCAUGAGAGCUUGCUUCACUCUGCACGCAGAUGACGAUGGCAACGUGACUGGGCUGACUCGUUCGAUUGUGGCAAUCUCCGAAGAAGAGUACAACCUCGCUCUCGAUACGAUGCCUGUUGCUUGCGAAUACUUUGUCUCUCAAAUCGUGGGCAAGAAGUACGGGAAAGAGCUUAUGUCGAGAAAGCUGGUCAAUGAUGAGAAGAUAGAGACCAUAGCUUCGGAUCCACAGGGCUUCAAGAAUCUUGAAAUCUUGAACGACAUCAUGGAUCGCCAUCUUCGACACGUUCUCUCAGCUGCAAUUGCUCAAGGAUUCGAGUUUUCCGAUUAUCCAUGA
Molecule: messenger RNA, 1293 nt
Organism: Guillardia theta CCMP2712
Lineage: Eukaryota; Cryptophyceae; Pyrenomonadales; Geminigeraceae
Exons: 1
Coding region: 1-1293 (430 amino acids)
Biological process (GO): regulation of DNA-templated transcription
Molecular function (GO): DNA-binding transcription factor activity, RNA polymerase II-specific; zinc ion binding
Source: RefSeq, a predicted model, not a curated record